Molecule: messenger RNA, 1007 nt
Organism: Paramecium pentaurelia
Lineage: Eukaryota; Ciliophora; Oligohymenophorea; Peniculida; Parameciidae
Source: the annotation of a GenBank genome assembly
AUGACUAAUUAAUUAGGAGUAGGUUUUGGUGCCUACAAAUUCCAAACUAUCAUAAACAGUGAAAUGAGGGUAACCAAAGAUUCUGUUCAUCGCACUCGAAUCUAAACAGAAUCAAGAAAAUCAAUAUAAGAUAAGUGUAAAUACUAAUUCCAAAAUGCAAAGAAAAAAAUUAUUCAAAAGCUUUAAGAUCCUAAUGAAAGAGAACGUUUUAACACUCUCAUUCAAGUAGACAAAGAUUCUGAUGAUAGUCUAUCUGGUGAUCCAGAAAAUUAAGCUGCUUAUUUACUUUAAUAAAAAAAGAAAAAAGAAAAAGAAUUUGAACUUUAUGUUUCAGAAUCCAGCAGUUUCAGUGGAAUUGAUUCUGAUGAUAGUCUUAAUGAACCUAAUUAAGAAGUUAUCAAGAAGUCUCAAAUAUAUGAGGAAGAAAAUAAAUUAGCAAGUUAAAAUCUUAAAGCUUUAAAUACUCCUACUAUUCUUAAAUCCCCUCAAAUUUCUUCAGUAAAAUAUUUAUUUAAUUCUCAUCUUAGUCAAGAGCAUAAGUUGCUUUGUAGAAAGUCAAAGCAAUGAAGAAUACUAGAUACCCAGUAGUUAAAAAAGACAUUGAUUUCUUAAGAAGCUUAUGUUAAAAUUAGAACUUUUUUAAUAAUGAAAAAGCUAUUUUAGAAGAGUAUAAAUUAGACAAAGAAAUUUGUGUUGAUAUGGAUUGCUAAGACAUUGUUACAUUCAUGAGACUUCAACAUGAAGUUGAAGAAAUGAGAAGAAAACAAACUGAAUUUAAUACUCAAAAAGAAAGACAUUAUGAAGUAACUAAAAAUCUCCCUAAAAAAUCAAUCAAUAAAUCAAAUACUAAAGCCGAAGACAAUGGAUUUUGCACUGUCAUGAUGGCCAAAAGGUUUAUUAAAACUUUGAAAUUAAAAGUUGAGUAAAAACAACCAAAACCACCCAUUUAGGCUAUUAAUCUUCUUAGAAAAAGCACAAGAGGUUCAACUUUAAAGACUUAAUUUUGA